Molecule: messenger RNA, 531 nt
Organism: Pundamilia nyererei
Lineage: Eukaryota; Metazoa; Chordata; Actinopteri; Cichliformes; Cichlidae
Product: gamma-crystallin M2-like
Exons: 3
Coding region: 1-531 (176 amino acids)
Biological process (GO): lens development in camera-type eye; visual perception
Molecular function (GO): structural constituent of eye lens
Source: RefSeq, a predicted model, not a curated record
AUGAGUAGUAAGAUCAUAUUCUACGAGGACAGAAACUUCCAGGGUCGCUCGUAUGAGUGCGACACCGACUGCCCUGACAUGCACCCCCACUUCAGCCGCUGCAACUCUAUCAAGGUGGAAAGUGGUUGCUGGGUGCUGUAUGAGAAGCCCAACUACACUGGCUACCAGUAUGUUCUGACCAGAGGCGAGUACCCAGACUACCAGCGCUGGAUGGGCUACAACGACACUAUCCGCUCCUGCCGUACCUUCUCCUAUACCAGCGAGGGGCCCUACCGCAUGCGCAUCUACGAGCGACCCAACUUCCAGGGUCAGAUGAUGGAGUUCAGUGAGGACUGCGAGUCGGUGCAGGAUCAUUUUCGGAGCCGUGACAUCUAUUCCUGCAAUGUCAUGGACGGCUACUGGACCCUCUACGAGCACCCAAACUACCGUGGCAGGCAGUACUUCAUGAAGCCCGGGGAGUACCGCAAGUUCAGUGACUGGGGGGCCACCUGCGCCACCACUGGCUCCUUCCGCAGAAUCACAGAGUUCUAA